AUGUCUGAAUCUGUAGCAGCAGAGCAUGAUUACAUAGGUUUGUCAGAGUUUCCAACCAUGGAAGCAACAACAGUGUCUGACAAAACCAAAACCAGAGACAACAGCAACAAAAACAACAACGACGCCGACGGUCUGAAUUUCUACAAGGCCACCGAGUUGAGACUCGGUUUACCCGGUUCCGAGUCCCCGGAGCGAGUCGACCCAAGAUUCUUGUCUCUCAAGAGUUCCUGUCCUGUCUCAGGUGCCAAAAGGGUAUUUUCCGACGCCAUUAACGGGUCUAACAAAUGGGUCUUCUCUCCUGGAACCACUCCUUGUACUGAUGACGUCGGGUCGGGUUCGGGUCCCGGUAGCUCCGCCGUGAAAGACCCCAAACCGGCCGGUCUGGUUAAGGAGAAGAACAUCUCUGCAACAGCUCCAGCUUCAAAGGCACAAGUGGUGGGUUGGCCACCAAUAAGAUCAUUCAGGAAGAACACAAUGGCUUCUUCUCAAUCUCAGAAACAAGGCGGUGAUAAUAAUAAUAACAUCUCAGAGACCGAAGCAGAAACUAAGUCUGGACGAGAGCCUUGCUUGUAUGUCAAAGUGAGCAUGGAAGGUGCUCCUUACUUGAGGAAAAUCGAUCUCAAGACUUACAAGAGUUACGUCGAGCUCUCCUCUGCUCUUGAGAAGAUGUUCAGUUGCUUCACCAUCGGUCAGUUUGGGUCUCAUGGAGGGUGUGGUCGAGAUGGGUUAAACGAGAGUCGCUUGACCGAUCUCUUGCGUGGCUCUGAGUAUGUUGUUACCUAUGAAGAUAAAGACAGUGACUGGAUGCUGGUUGGUGAUGUCCCUUGGGAAAUGUUUAUAUGUUCCUGCAAGAAGCUGAGAAUUAUGAAGAGCUCUGAGGCUAUCGGCCUAGCUCCAAGGGUGAUGGAGAAGUGCAGAAGCCGGAACUAG
Messenger RNA from Thlaspi arvense, 930 nucleotides. The record is from the annotation of a GenBank genome assembly. NCBI's taxonomy places the organism in Eukaryota, Viridiplantae, Streptophyta, Magnoliopsida, Brassicales, Brassicaceae.